AUGGGCUUUUACUGCAUUAAGAUGACGUUGUCGUUGCUUUUUCUCCUUCUCUCCACAAUUUUUCCUCAUUUAGUAAUCACUGAAACAAACGUUAGGAAAGAUGAAAGUUGUACUGUUAGCCACGCGACACCCGUGUUAGCGGCUCUCGAAAAAGCAGUGUUAUUUUACAAAGAAAAUGGCGAAGAUUUAAACCUAGACGCAUAUUUUGGUCUUCGUAUCGCUGAAGGUAUUUUACAUGAGUUAAUCCGACAAAAGAAAACUGCUACAGCGUUGAUAAAGUCUUGCAUCCUCAAGCAAGUCGUUCAACUUCAGCAUUUAGUCUCUCAAAUUGUUUCAAAAUCGAUGGCUUCACUGAGGCGCAGAGAUAGGCAUUACUUCAAAAUGGUUGGAUACACAGUGUCACAGCCCUGGCUAACAAUAAAAAAGUAUAAGAAAAUAAACCCUAAACUCGUAACACCGUUCGACAAUAAGAAACUUUCAGAUGACAUUCUGCAUGAGUAUCAGCCCUGCCUGGCCAGGUUACUUGGCAGUGCCUUAUAUGGGAGUAGGCCGUGUGACAUGCCUAAGGAAUGCUUGGAAGUGAUGAUGCGACCGGGAGAGGUUGGAUACGUGCUGACACAUCAAGCACUUUAUUUCAUGUUUGGUGAGCAAAGAGGAUGCCUGUAUGAGUUCUCAAGAAAGAUGAAAGAGUUCAGAAGCUCAGUGGAAAAAGUAUACGACAAGAUUUGCUCCAAUAUUUACACUCAGCUGUUAUUGGUCGAACAAGUUCGUCCUUUCAAGCGGAUCGACGCUGAUUUAAUGAUGGAGCAAAGUGUUGUGUGUGGCCUGCUUGGAUACUUUGAGUUCUUAACCCCUCAUCGGUUGGCGAUUAUUAAAAGCUGGCAGCGACCGAAUGGUUGUUAUGGAGAAAUCGAAAAUGAGGAGGAAUUAAAUAGAAAACAGGGCUGGAAGACAAUGAGGAAAUUGCUUGUGGGGAAAGAAUUAUCUGAUGGAUGCGAGUCACACAUCACUGGAGUUGGCACAGCCCUACUGUCAAUUUACCUUCGUUUCUUAAUCGAUAACGAGCAGCUGAUGGUAAAUUCAACCAAAGCUGGCGAAUUCUAA
Molecule: messenger RNA, 1104 nt
Organism: Pocillopora verrucosa
Lineage: Eukaryota; Metazoa; Cnidaria; Anthozoa; Scleractinia; Pocilloporidae
Product: UPF0764 protein C16orf89 homolog
Source: RefSeq, a predicted model, not a curated record